This is a messenger RNA of Labeo rohita (rohu), 23750 nucleotides long. Its product is annotated as nesprin-2. The record is from RefSeq and is a predicted model, not a curated record. Gene Ontology annotation, molecular function: actin filament binding. Bases 161 to 23257 code for a protein of 7698 amino acids. Gene Ontology annotation, biological process: nuclear migration. Gene Ontology annotation, cellular component: meiotic nuclear membrane microtubule tethering complex; cytoplasm; nuclear outer membrane. NCBI's taxonomy places the organism in Eukaryota, Metazoa, Chordata, Actinopteri, Cypriniformes, Cyprinidae. The transcript has 108 exons.
AAAUAAUUGCCGCGACGCAGCGUGCAGUGUUCGUUUUCACUUCCAAUGCUUCCAAAGGUGCAGUUUGGGAAAUAAUUGAGGAGAAUUGUCACCAACCUGAGACAGCAAACCGCGUUCAUUCAUUUGGGAAUGAGUGUGUGAGAGUGCCGAAGAAGCAGUAAUGGCGUCAGGGGGAGAAACCUGUGCUCCUGUGGAGGAAGAGGGGGUUGUACCACUGGACAUUGAUGAUGUGCACUUACUCUUACAAGUGGAGCAGGAGCAGAUUCAAAAGAGGACAUUUACAAACUGGAUCAAUGCACAGCUCUCCAAGAGGAGCCAUCCAACUGUUGUCCAGGAUCUGUUCUCAGAUCUUCGAGAUGGGACUCAACUGCUGGACCUGCUGGAGGUGAUGAGUGGCCAACGCAUGAAGCGUGAGCGGGGUCAUGGUGUGUUUCAGCAGAGAGGCAACAUCGAGACCGCUUUGAACUUCUUGAAGAACAAAUCGAUCAAGCUGGUGAACAUAAACAUCCCAGACAUCAUAGAGGGAAAACCUUCCAUCAUUCUGGGCCUGAUAUGGACCAUCAUUCUGCACUGUCAUAUAGAGGAGCUUGCCAACACUCUCUCUUACGGAUCCCGUUCAUCCUCCCUGGACUCUCUGUCUAGUCUAGAUUCUGUUCCUGGAUCUCCAAGCAGUAGUCCUGUUCCUCGAGGGGGAUCGCCGCUCCACACUCGUUUCCGUUUGUCUGCUAAGAAGUCUUUGCUCCUGUGGGUUCGGGACCAGUGCAAGAAAGUUGGUUGCUCAGCCAGUGUGAGGGACUUUAAGUCCAGCUGGAGGAGUGGUGAGGUGUUUCUGGCCAUUCUCUGCUCCCUUAGACCUGAUCUGGUGGACCUCUCUCAAGCUCAGACCAGCAGCCAUCGGGAAAACCUGGAGCGGGCGUUUCACCUCGCUGAGAAGGAGCUCGGAAUUCCCAGACUGCUCGAGCCAGAAGACGUUGAUGUCAGUAAACCUGAUGAAAAGUCUAUCAUGACAUACAUUGCUCAGUUCCUGCAGUACUCCAACGAUCUCCCUGCAGCUGAUGAUGAUUUUGAGUUUCAAUCUCUGCUUUUUCCUCCAUGCCUUUCUCCUGUCAACCUCCCUACAUACUUCACUCCUGCUGUGCUGGCCUCCCCACUGCACAAGGCUUCACCCAGUCAGAAAGCCAGAGAGAUGAAAUGCUGGCUAGAGGGAGCCUAUCAGGAGUUACUGGAGGCAUGGAGUUCCACAGAGGGGAAGGGAUAUGCAGAGAGAUAUCAGGCAUUUCAAAACUUUGUGGGGACUUAUUAUGACCAGAGACGUCCAGUUAUUCCAGUUCUCAGCGCAAUGAGACGCUGCGCUAAACCAAGUGAGGAGCAGAUGGCAUUGAGAAAAGCCUGGGACACCAUGGAGGAGAGGUUACAAGAAUACAGAACAGAGCUUGAUGUUGGUUUGCCCACCCCUUUGAACACACUGGGCCGGUGGCUCCAGCAUAUGGAGGCUGUCCUAUCUGAAGACAGCGGGAGCACUGAAGAUCAUGCACUUGCUGCCAGAGACGCCAGGCACAAGCAAGAGCAUCUAGAGGUCUUGGUUGAAGACUUAAGCCAGCACUUGAACACCCUUAAUCACUACCGAAACACAGAUGAAGAUGGCUGUCUUUUAGUGCCAGUCGAGAAGCUGGAGGAGAUCAAGAGACGCUUCACCAGUGCCAGAGUCACAGCCAAGUACCACGGCAUCAAGCUACAAUACAGAGAGCACAUGCAUCAUGUUUAUAACCUGCUGGGAUGUCUGAAGUCUAAGCUGAGCUUGUGGAGAGGACCUUACGGCUCCCAGGAGUCUGUGCGCUCUCUGCUACAGGAUUGGCAUGACACUGUUGACAAGCAAGGCCUGCUGUGGAUGUUAAAGGAAGCUCUUCACAAGCUGAAGGACACAGCAGUCAGUUAUACCAAGAAAGCAGCUUUGGCAGAGGACUCACCUGUGGUGAACAGGCAGGUAAAGGAGGCUGAUACUGAGACGGAAAUCACUACAGAAGCUGCAGAAGCAGUAAGAUCCACUAUGGAGCGUGUGCUGACUGCAUGGGAGUCCUACAAAGACUGCCUGUAUCUAUUACAAGUCUGGUUGGGGCAAGAGGAACAAUCAAAGGUGCAGGGACAAGAGAGCAAGCAUUUUUCCUCCAGCCUGAAUGAGUGGAGAUCACGUCAAGCCCAGCUGAACGAGGCGGGAAACUUUCUCAUUGAGAUAAGCGAUGCCUCCACCAGCCAAUCUCUGACUGAAGAGCUCCACAAACUGAACAUGCAUUGGGCUGACUUCAUAAAAAGGACCAAGUUUGCAGUGGCCCCUCAGCCCGUCUCUGGAGUCCCAGGUGUCCAAGCUGCUCAGUCCCUGAUGCAGGAAGCCAGCUGGGUGCUUAGAGAGACAGUUGAGGUGUCAUCUGGACCUAUACGUAUUUACAGAAAGAAACUUAAGGGUAUAAUUAAGAAGAUGUCAGAGUUCGAUCUGAACUCUUUGUCUCCAUCUCCAGACUGCAAAGAGGAAACUCUUCAGAAACUCAGACAAACUCUUCCAGAGACAUUUGAGACUUUGACCCGGGUGGAUCAGGUGUGUGAGAGACUCCAGAAACCGGCAUCUCUGCUCGAGGGCAGGCUGGCUGAGCUUGAAAACUGGGGCACAGAAGCCCAAGAGUUCUGCCAACACCUAAAAGAAAGGAAACUUAGAGGCCAACGGGGGCCACAUCCCAGGGCCAAAAGCCUGUUCUCCAGAGGUCUACAGUUGGAAGGACAGGUGGUGACAGAAAGUGAAGACCUGCAGAUGCUUGUGACAUCAAUGCAAAAGAACUCCUCCCUGCCUUACCUCAGCACAUUAGCCAUACAAGACCGACUGAAACGGACUGUCUCGCACUGUCAGGAGGUUACUGAGAUGCUCAGUUCUCAUGGAGUGAAGCGUGAAGGACAGCCUGAUGGUGCGGAGCCUGCUUCCAAGGUUUUUGUGCAGGCACAUUCUCAGCCUGAAUCCCAAACUAGAAUCAUUCAACACCAUCAGAUGUUUUUCCAAAGCGGUGAACUUUCUCUAGAGAGCCUAACAGAACCUCAAACCCAAGAACUUCGUUCUUCUCAGGUGCAGUCACAAUUGGAAGCCACCAGAGGCGUAAAGCCCCAGGUUCAUGAUAAAUCUCCAAAAGACCAAAGAAAAGCUGUAUGCCAAGUACAGCAUGCAGAGCUCAAACAGCCUUUGCUGUCAACUGUUGUUGGCAGGAAGAUUCAAAUGAAACCUCAGACUGAAGUUCAGCUGAUCUCUGUAGACUCGAGCCAAACCAGCAGCUUUGGACCAUCAGACCUUCAAGCUGCCUCAGCAAACUUAAGCCAAAGGAGUGGCUUUGGACCCUUAGACACUUUACAGGUUAUCUCUGUAGACCCAAAUCAAACUAGUGACUUUAGACCAUCUGAGCUACAGGUUGUCUCAAGCCAAACCAGUGAAUUUAGACCAUUAGACUCUUUCCAGGUUAUUUCUGUAGACUCAGGUGAAGCCAGAAGCUUUGGACCAUCAGAUGUUCAUGUUAUCUCUGUAGACUCAAGCCAGAUCAGUGGCAAUAUACAAUCAAACCCUCUGCAGUCACUAUCUUCAACUAUAUCCAGCCCAAGCACGUUGCUUACGUCGGUUACUGUGACUCAACUCAGAAUGCCAGUUGAGCAGCAUCUUGGUUCACCACCAAAAUGGCAACCUCAAACCUCCUUGGCAACCCCCCACCAAAGACAAAAGGUUUUGGCCAAAAGUCACAGUCUUCCUCAGCCCCAUGAGCCAUCACAAACUCUGCCUGUAGACUCACUUGCAACCUGCCCAAGCACUUUGCAAACACUGGUAACAGAGACUCAGCAAAGAACACCAAUCGAACAGCACAUUGUUUCACCACCAAAAUGGCAACCUCAAACCUCUGUGACGACCCUGCACCAAAGACAAAGCGUUCUAUCUAGAAGUCACAGCUUUCCACAGCCAUCAGUGGCUCAAGGUGUUCCCCAUGUCCCAGUACAGAAUGAGGUGUAUGCCAGAGCUCAGGCUUUGGCCAGGAGCAGACUGGAUAAAGCCAAACAGCACCUGCAGGAACACAUACAGGAUGUUAUCACUGUGAUCAGUACCAGAGACAAAUCUAAAAAACAAGCCAAGAAAAAACAGGCGGUGUCACGUCUUCUCAGGCCUGUGGUGUUGGAGACGUUUCUAGAAGCUGUGAAGGGGAUGGGGGAUUUCUGCUCUGAUGCCCAGCUCAAAGACAUGGACCUCCUUUCUCAUUCAGUCAGAGCCCAAUGGGAGGUAUGUGCGACAGCAGCUGAGCGUUCAGUGCAUCUGGAAGCCUUGAGAAGAAUUACAGAGAGUCUGCAGGCCACAGAGAGUGUUCUUCUCAGAACCACCCAUCUGAGAACAGAUGCAAAGAGAGUGGAGAGCGCUCAACACCACACAGACUCCACAAGUGACCUGACACCAUGCCAGGAUGGCAGGGUGGGAGCAGUCAAGGAUAGUGUCCUGCUGGGAAAGACUGUACUGCUUGAUGACCUAAGCCACGUCCACUCACAGGCUGUUGUACAGACCAACAUCGUGGAGAUAAAACAGAUACCAGAGAGGACCGUCAUCCACCCCUGUUUAGCACAGGAAGAGAAGGAUUCCGCAGAGGAAGCUCAGAGCAGCUACAGUGCUGUUCGGUCAGUCUUCCAGCAGCAACUGCUUAACAACAGUCAGCAGCUGGGAUCAGAGUUUCCCAUCAGCCCUGGCGGCAAUGCCAGUAUCUCUGCUGACUCACUGAGGAGUCAACUCCAGCACCUCCUGGCACUUAAGGACCAGACAGAGGCUCUGUGGUGUGAGUUUGAGCUUCAAGAUUCCCAGAGCUCUCAGCACAUGGAAGAUGGCUGUAACAUGGAGCAGGAGAAAGCUCAGCUCAUUCAACAGUGGAGGGAGCAACAGAUGUGCAUUCAGGCAAGGGUAAAGUCCCUUGAAACUGCGGUAGAGCUGCUGGAGUCCGCGGACAGUCAGAUCAGACUGAUUUCUGAUCAGAUCAAACAGAUCAGUCAGAAACCUCUGAAUAUUAGAAACUUGUCCAUUGCUGAUCCCAGAAAUCUACAUGAAGACCUAAAGCGUCUAGAUGAACGUAUCGAGAAAGAGCUGGUUCUGCUUAAUAGUGGAGGUUCUGUUAGCGACGCUGCUGAUCUGAGUCACAUUGAGCUCCAAGCUCAUCUUCCCCUGCUUCCCCAAACUCUCCAUGACCGCACAAAAUGCCUGGAGCAGCAAAGACAAUGUCUGAGAAAGAGUGAAUCGGCCCUGGUAGGCCUUGUGAAACUCCUAUCCCAUCUCCAGCAGGUGAGUGCCGACCUCAGUGGAGCUCACAGCACGUCAGAUCGCAGUUUAGUCUCCAUCCGGCACAGCCUUCAGCAGGCCAGGGAAGAAUCGGUUCAGCUAGACCGAUUACUGGAUGAUGCUGGUAUGAGAAUAACUCUGGAUGAUAAAGCAGGCAGCUGUAAUGAGAUGGUGUCAGCUCUGGCUUUGCGUACCGAAGAGGUUGAGGCCAAACUAGCUGUAGGGCUGAAGCAAUCUGACAGAGGAGGGAAAGGAAGAGUGGAGGGAGAACAGAGGGACAGAGCGGUCGGUAGGAAGAGGAUGGGCCUGCAGGUCGCCCUGAGGGAGGUGCUGACGGCACUCGAAAAACAUGGGCUGAAGGAGCCCACACUUCCUGCACUACAGCACAGGUUACGCUUCCUGACAGACACUGAAAGCAAACUGGUUGCACUACGCUCAGAAAUUCAGGAUCUGAGAAGUACUUGUGCACAGACAAACACCUCAGACACAGGCAUCAGCGAGCUGCAGAUGCAAUGGGAAAACGCACACGGAGCAGUCGCAGAGAGUCGUGAGCAGUGUGUCUCUCUAAGCGAACUACUGAAGAAGUUCCAGAGCUGCCGAAAUCGCUUAGGCAGCACUUUACAGAAAGCAGAGCAGACUAUUGGUGAUCAGGCCUCAUACAUGGGCAAAGACAACCUACAGCUCCUGAUCAGUAAGGUGACCAGUUUAAAGUCAGAUCUCAGUGGUCUUGGGGACGGGGUGGAGGAGUUCAGAGCUGUGUGUCGACAGCUCCAGUCUCUGAUGAGAAGGAUCCCAGACUGUGCAGAAGCUCCAUUUGAGAGUGAGGCUGACACCCUUAUGGACCGCUGGCUUGAUGUCACUGAGAAGACAGACUGUCAUCUGGACAACCUUCAAGCUGGCUUUUCUCUUUGGGAGAAACUCCUACUAUUGGCUGGAGAGGUGGAGGGCUGGAGCGCACAAAAGCUAAUGACACUUGCAGAGUCACACCCCUUUCAGACAGAGCAGGAUGUGUCUGCCAUGCAGGAUGAGCUCAGGAUUCAAGAGGAGAACAUUGAACAUUUUCAUCGCAGAUCUUCGGAGAUCCAGGAGCUGUUGCAGAGUCGCGAAUUCCCACUGGAGCUACAGGUGAUUGAGAGCCAGCUGAGGAAGAAGAUGGCAGAGGUGAAGGAGCUCUUUUCUGAGACCAGUGAUGUUUUUACACAGCUGGAAGCUGCCAAGGGAAAGGUGGCGUCUGAUAUCGCAGAUCACCUGUCCUCCAUUCAGUCUAUCGCAAAUGCGCUGACCUCUCUGACCACAUCUGCCACAUCUGAAAGCCCACAGGUCCUCAAAACCAUCCAGGUCUUAUCAGAGCAGCUGCAAGCGGAGGCAAAGCAAGCAGAUGCUUUACUGCAGCAGAUAAAUCUUCUAGCCAGCAUUGCUGGUCUAGAAAACCUCCAGGCGCUGGCUGAAGAUGGAGUUCGCCUUCAAGAAAGCAUCUGCACGGCUAGAGAGCUGCUCGUAGAGAAGAAAGAGCAAGCAAUGAACCCCAACAGACCUGAAAUUCCUCAGAUGAUCAGAGAUCCUAAGCAUGUUAAGCCCCAGAUUAGAAAAACAGAAGAUGCUGCACCUGAGAUACAGUCUGAACUUGGAGAGAAGACACAAGAUGCUCUUCUUGAGUUAAAGGAUUUCAAAGAGCAGGCCUGCAGCUCGGCCCUGCAUCAGCAAGGGGAUUUUCAGGUUUCUGAGGAUGUGAACAGAGCGGUCACACUUGAGGAGAGUCUUAGAGAAGUUCAGGAUGUCCGUGUUGGACUCGAUGAGUCUAUGAAUGAGGAGUUGAAGUGUGCAAUGUUAAUACAACAGAGCCAGGAAAGUCUACACUCUCUACAGGGCCAGACGGAGCACAGUUCUCAAGACUCAAAUGCUUCAAAGGCUGUAGAACAAGGGGAAGGAAACCUUCUGGAGGUUGAGAAUCUGUCUGAGGUCCUGCAGACAAGCUGUACUCCAGAGGGUCAGACUGCCCUCUCCCAAGAUGUUCAGACGCUGUUUGGAAAGACACCAGCCCUGAGGAAGAUCUUGGAAGAUGAGAGGACUCAGGAAUGGAACUCUGAUCCAGUUCAAAGUUCCAUUCAGUGCAUUGAGCCUCAGCAGCCUGGAGUAUCCACAGAGGAGCUCCAGUCAGUUCAGGUUGCUGCUGACAGUGAAGUGGAUGACGUGGAUCGUAUAAAUUUAGAAUUCUUGUCCACAAAGGAAGGCAGUGAAACAGAAGACAAAUCACCUUGCACAGACCAACAAGCAGCUGAAGAUGUUGAGAGCCUUCCAUCAGACCACAACACAAACAAGCAGCAGUUCAAGUCGGGAUCUAAAGAAGGGGCUAAAACUGGAUCUGCGUUAAGAGAUGAUGACAGCACAUCCUGUGAAUCAUCAAAGCCUGUCUUUACCAUAGUGCUGGACUCUGAUCUUACCAAACUCAACCUGAUCCCACUCACACAGUCCGUCCCAGCUUCUUCAACUAAAUGGGAUACUGUUUCAGCUGUUAAUGAUGGGACCUCAGAGACAUCAGAGAAUGGCUUGAAAUUGUUGGAAGUCAAACCAGAUGAAGAACCUUAUGCAGUUGCUGCUGACAGUGAAGUGGAUGACGUGGAUCGUAUAAAUUUAGAAUUCUUGUCCACAAAGGAAGGCAGUGAAACAGAAGACAAGUCACCUUGCACAGACCAACAAGCAGCUGAAGAUGUUGAGAGCCUUCCAUCAGACCACAACAGUAACAAGCAGCAGUUCAAGUCGGGAUCUAAAGAAAGGGCUAAAACUGGAUCUGCGUUAAGAGAUGAUGACGGCACAUCCUGUGAAUCAUCAAAGCCUGUCUUUACCAUAGUGCUGGACUCUGAUCUUACCAAACCCAACCAGAUCCCACUCACACAGCCCAUCCCAGGUUCUUCAACUAAAUGGGAUACCGUUGCAGCUGUUGGACCUGAUGAUGGGACCUCAGAGACAUCAGAGAAUGGCUUGAAAUUGUUGGAAGUCAAACCAGAUGAAGAACCUUAUGCUGUAAGCUCUUCUGAUAAACCUGUACAUUUAUGUGCUGAUCCUUCAACAUCAGAAGUGCAUUUUAAAGAAAAUAGCCACGCUGAUCAUGUAGAACCCACUUAUUCUGCUUCAGACCUUGAUUUCAGUCCUAAACCAGAGAUAGACUCAUCUACUCAAGCAAUGCUUUUAUAUCCAGAGAACCUUCAAGAAAGCUCUGGAACUGCUAAGAAAGUAUUUACCAUCAUCCUGGAUGUUGAUACUCCUAUAUUAUCAUCAGACAAGUAUCAGUCACUGCAAGAGACACAGUGUACAGGUCCUGAAGACUCAAUCACAGAUGAAUUCUCCUAUUUAGAUAUAAAAAAUCAACAAAGGAGCUCCUCCAGUCCUGCGAAACCUGAAGGCCAAAUGGUUGAACUAGAUCUAUCAGAAAAGUCUAAUGUGAAAUCAAGUAGCUCAAGAAGCUGUGAAAUGAAGCCUCAUUUCCUUGAGACCAUGGAGAUUGACAUUCAAGAAGAAAAAGAGAAGCAACAUGAAGUUGCUGAUGUAGAAACAUCAAGCCAAAUGGAUGUCCACAGUGAGUCAAAGUCUGUAGUUCACCAGCAGGAUGUCCCAAUGUUGGAGAGUCAUCAUGAGGAUGAUAAAAACACCUUUAAAGAGCCUUCAAAUGAAGCAAGCACACUACAGAAGCCUCCAAAAGGUGGUAAAGGUAGGAGGAAAAACAGAAAACCAGUUGGUGUAGAGAAAGCAAGCAAUAUCGGUAGUGAAAAGCCAAAAUCGUGUAAAUCUAGACAUAAGAACACAACUGACUCGGAAAGCCUCCGAACCUCUGAGGUCAGGCUGCCGGAGACCACGGAUACUUCACUGACUGUGUCUUCAGAUUUUAGUCAGACAAAAUCUGCAAUGCCACGGAGUACAGAAGACAAACUAACAGUGGAUACUGUGCAGACCUUGAAUCAAAGUGAAACAGAAAAUGUACAUUUUGAAAACGUUAGCAUCUCAUUUACCGGAGGCACCCUUAUUAAUACCACAGAUAGUGUGGUUUUAGCAGCAGCGGAGUCUGUACGGUCAACACAUACAGAUGACUCAAAAUUAAUGGCGGAAGAUUCUUCGUCUGUUGUGACAGCUGACUGUAUAACACAAGUUUCUACCACAAUCCCAUCAGAGUCACAACUCGGCAGUGCUGAAGCUCCAAGCACAGGGGAUUCAGAAGGCAGAUUCUCGUUGCAGUAUGAAGAAAUGCUUAGAGCCAAUUCAGAUUCAUCUGACGGGAACAAAACGUCCAUAAACAGAAGAUCAGUAGCAGAUGGUGAGGAUCAAACGAGGCAUGCGGAGCAGCCUACCAGGACAAGUGUGUGGGCCACUUUACUGAACACCAUCACUAAUGUACAUCCACUUAUGAUGACCAGCCACGGUUCUGAGGAAUCUAGACAAAGGAAAGAUUCCUGGCUUCAGAACUCAUCACUCUCGGAGUCUGAGAGCAGUCUGGCAUGGACUGUUCUGUGGGUUUUCAGAUGUCGGUACCGACCGUCUCAGCUCAGCGUUGCACAUAUGACUCAUCAGCUGGAACAAGCUGAGAUCUGCCGGCAGCAUGUGCUGGAGCAGGUGGCUAGACUCACUCAACGUCAGUCUAGUGCAGGACCCUCUACAGAGCCUGAGCAGAGCAUAGGCAUAGAGGGCAGAUGGAACACUGCCCUGAUGGAUACCUCAAACAUGGUGGAGUUUAAGAAGGCGCAGCUCCAGCAGGUCACACAGUACCACCAGCAAAAACGAGUUCUUACGGAUACUCUGCACAACCUGGAGGCUGAGCUCAGCACGCUGACACAGGUUUGCAUUGACAGUAGCACCUUGCAAGCGGAGAAGCUGAAUGCAUUCCUGAAGAACAUGCAGAAGAAGAGAGGCAUAUUAGAGGAGCUCCUACAGACAUGCUCUCAGAUUUCAUCUCAUCUGGGUGAGGCAGAGGGUCCUGUGGCCUGCAUCGAACCUUUUAGGGCUUUACAGGAAAGAUGGCAAAAUAUAGAGCAGGUUGCUUCCAGCAGUCUGUGGUGUGCUAACAUCUCCACAGCAGAAGUAUCUGCACUCCUGCAAGAAGCCAGAAAUCUGCAUCAUGAACUGGAGCUUCUAGAGAAGUCCGUUUCUCUUCCUCACCCCUCUCAAGGACAAAUGGACUGCCAAAGUGCGCUAAAAGAAACUGUCAGAACUGCAGACUUUGCGGUGUUAACAGAGCGCUAUUUGUACCUUUUUGAAGUCUCUCAAGCUCUUUCCUCAAGUCCACUGGGAAAAAAAGAGCUCAGAGAUGUAGAAGUCGCAAUGCAGGGCCUUAAUUCGCAGCUAGCUCUGACUCAGGAGAAGCUCAGCUCUCAGACUUCGAAUGGCAGUGGUUAUUCACCGAUCAUGAGGAUUAUCAGGGACUACGUUACAUGGGCUAAACAAACAGAAAGCAAAGUCAGUAGGAGAAGAACGUUGUCUCUGUUUCCUGAAGAGGCAAUUCAUCAGGUCAACCACAUGAAGAAACUGCAGUCUGAAACAUCUCUAAAGAGGUUUCAGUUGGCCUCUGUUUUGAAAGAGCUAAGAGAGGAAGUUACAGGACUCGACAAGGAGGACUCCAUGUCGCCCACCCUCGAUUCCCUAGAAGAUUUGUAUGUUAAGCUUACAGAGAAGACUGAAUGUGCUGCUGCAGAAAUGAGCAGAAUGUUUCAUAUUAGAGAGAGACUGUGGAAGCAGCUCACUGACAGCAGCUCUUGGUUGACCUCAGUCUUAGAAAAAGAGUCUGGUAAAACAGUGGCUUCUGAACCUAAAACUACCAUCCCAGAAUUGAGGGUUCAGCUUCAGGUGUGCACAGAAGCUUUGAAGGAAGCUGAGAGACAAGCACAUAACUUGGAGACUCUGUUAGAUGAACUCAAAAAUGUGAAUCACGGUUUGAGUGUACCCGAAAGCUUUCAGCUUAUCAAUAGGCUAACAGCCUUACAAGAAGAGGUCUCUAGGGUUGUGAACCGUAAGUGGGCCUUGCGCUGGGUGCUUGAAGAACUCCUUCAUGCUCAGGAAUCUUCUGCCGAGGAACAGAACGUCAUUCUAAAGAGCCUGAGACAGAUGAGUGCUGAUGUCACGAGGCAGAAGUAUCCAAUAACAAGGGACUCGCUCUCUGCUCUUGAACCUGUUAGGCACAUCCUGAUGGAGUUCCUGUGCAAGGUGCCGGAAAUUCAACACUGCCAAGAGCCUCGGAGGAAAGAGAUGCUUAACGCUGUACUAGACAUACAGAGGAGAAUGCAUGUGCUGGAGCUGCAAGCCAAAGAGCAUGAGGAGUACCUCGUUUUAAAGCAGCACAUGGAAAACUCCAGAGAGGCUGUGAAGAAGAGCUUGUCGCAGAUUGUAGACUCGAGUGUAGGAGCUGACGUAAGGCUCGGCUUUUGUCAGGCUGUCCUGGUGGAGCUGCCUCUGCUGAGAAUGACAUGUCAAGAGGCUGCUGACCACCUUGAGGCCAUUUCGAAAGAUCUUUAUCCAUCCCAGCUGACAGCAGAAAGGCAGAAAAUCCGUUUGGUCAUUGAGCAGCUUGCUUCUUGGGAGCUUACGGUAAAAAAUGAGGCUAAAAACCUUGAGUGCUCUCUGGCGGAGCGACUUGGCAGUCCUACAGACCUCAGUCCACUCACUGAGCUCUUCAACAGUGUCAGGCAGCAGCUGAAGGACACCAUCUGCUUGGAGCCAGAUAAUAAGACCAUCGAUGCAGAGCUACGAAAGCACUGGAUACGAAUCCAGACCGUUGAGUCUGUUCUACGAAUGCUGGAGCGCUGCAGAAAAGGAGUAGAUGCUAAGAGCUGCCAGAUGACCAUUGAUCUUGGCCAGAGAACUCUUAAUGAUUGCGGUAUGCAUAUGGACAAGCUGCUCCAGGCUCGAGAGGCACUGAAGCAUUACCACUGGGCUGUUCAGCUAGCAGAGAGCUUCUUUCAGCAGAUUGGAUCCAAUCUCAUGAUCCCCUCUGAUGGCUUCAGAGGCUACAAAGAGGAGCAUCGCUAUAUUCAACAGAUUUUUAGCACUCUGGUUGAGGGUUUCCAGGCCCGCUUGUCUGAUGUUGGUGCUUCUGUACCCCAGAUGACAUGCCUCUCCAUCCCUUUAACCGAGCAGCUUCAUAUAAAGGUUUUGAGUCACCUUCUGGUACAAGAUGCCAAAUUAGAGGCUCAGGCUCAACUCAGAUUUGAGACCUUACAGAGGUCCAUGAAAGACCAAAUUGUGCACAUGAGUCACCAUGAAGAAGUGAGCCAACUUCUCAAAAAUGUUGAUUCUCAAAUCUCAAAAUACUUAAGUCAAAAACCGGCUGAUUCUGAAGCCUGCCAAGAUCAACAGCUAAAAGUAAAGGUACUCCAGACAGAGAUAAAGAACCUUGCUAAAAGGCUGGAGGAAUUGAGGGAAGGUUGCCCAGGUCUACGCUGCAAAGCACCUGUGGAUCUGAUGCUGGGACAACUGUGGAGGUCUUGGGCAGUGCUGCAGUGCAGAGUAGAAUCACUCAAAGCCAGCAUGUCUCAUAAAGAAGCAGAAUGGAGAGACUUUGUGAUACGUCUGAAUAAAUCAAAGGAAGGUCUUGACAGACUGCAGAAUGAACUUCCAGACUCAUCUGUGGUGACAGGAUCGCUGGUGGAUCUUCAGGGUGUUCUGAGCCUCACAGAGCGCCUUCAAGAUGGGAUUGAGCAGGAGCAUCACACUUUGUCAUCUCUGCAACACCAUGUGACACGAUUGCUUGGGGUCUCAAAUUUGCAGCAGCUGAAAGUGUCUCCUCAAAUCUGUCAGGACUUGCAGUCUCUACAGGGUCACUGCAGAAACCUCAGAGAUCAGAGCAAUAACAUUCGUCGGGAGGUGCUUUUUGAGAUCCAGGAGUUGGGUCGUGUGCAGGAGGAGCUGAGUGCCAUUCAACAGAAUGUUCUCUCUCUUUUGACGGUUUUACAGUCAGAGUCAGCUGCUCAACACUUACAGGAAGUCAAAGUGGAAUUGGUUUCACAGAAGGCUCAACUGCAGGAUGUCAUGGACAGAGUGCAGAAGAAAUGGAACUGUAUACCUUCAGAGAUUCAAGUCUUACAGAAUGAGCUCAGCGUCUCCAUGCAGGAGGCUAAGGACAAAUUGGGCAUGGUCAUGGAGAGAAGUGGUCCUCUCUGUAAAAUGGGUGAGCUGCUUGGAGAGGUGACGGUGGGCUUGAAAAAUGUGCAGGCCCUGCUGAAGCAAACAAGUCCUAAUUUUUCUGAAGCUGAGCGUACACAAAAGCGUGUAUGGGAUGAGCUGGACCAGUGGCACACUCGGAUUGCCGAGCUGGAGGCUGAGGUGCAGGAUUUGGCUGAGCAAAAGCCUGAGAGGGCGCACGUCCUCAUGGACCAACUCACGGAGCCUCUGCAGCUCUACCAGACCACAGCCAAACAGGCAGAGCAAAGGACCGCCCUCAUCAGCAAAAUCCCUGCCUGUCUGCAGGAAUAUGAUGGUAUACUCAAUAGCUCCAACUGCUGGUUGAGAGAGGCUCAGUCCUGGCUAAUCGCUCCCAGAACCUACACCACUGCGAAAUGUAUCCACUGCCACGCCAACUCCCUCAAGAUGAUGCUGGAUGAAUCGGAGGGGUACAGGGGAUCUCUGGAGGACUUCCUGCCAGCCCUGCAGGAGAUCACUCCAGUGUGUGACACUACCCCUCAACAACACCUUCUCCAACUUUGUAUGCAAAACAUCACACUCAUGCAACAAAGCGUUCUGGACCCUCUCUCCCACCUUCAGCAUCUAGCAGCUGAGAUGGAUGCCAUUGAAGACGAGGUGAAGACAAUGGAGAACAAUAUUACUAAGAUCAGAACAAUCCUUUCAGCCACUGACACAGAGAACAUUUCUCCUGAGGAACAUCUCGAGAACAUGCAGGUGAUUCUGGAUAAUGUCCAAUCCAUGAAGAGGACCAUUGAUGAGAUUGAGAGCUGCAGGCCAGGCCUGGGGCUUCCUGCUGAGGCAGAGCAAACUCUCACAGCGUUCCAUUGGGCUCAAGAGCUCCUGCAGCCCAUCCAGGAGCUACAGCAGCUCAGCAUGGAGCGGAGCACAGCAUUGAGGGCCUCUAUUGGACAACCAGCUGAAAUGAUUCUUCCUUUAGGCCAAACUGAAGAAUUCACAAUGCCACAUCUUUACACUGAAGAUGUGAGGGUCUCCAUGGAAGACCCUCACACUGAGGAGGAUGAUGAAGACAAUCAGUCUUCAUCCUCAGGAACUCUCACAUGCAGUGUUCCAGAGGACCCAGGUGAGACAACAAUAGAUGAGGAAGAUUUUAAGACAGGAGCUGACUCUGCUGUAACAGAGUGUGUCACUAAGGAAUCAUCUCCUGAGGAAGAAGUUGAUUUUCCUGCAAUCAAGAAUGUAAUAGAGGAUGUCGACACAGGAAGUUGUUUAAUGGAGCCUUCUGGUUUCUCUGAAAUGCCUGGCAUAGACAGCAGACCAGUUACUGAAGAGACAAGUUUUCUACCUGCACCAACAUCCCAUCACUUGAAAGAAUUGACAAAGUCUGAUAGUGCAAAUAUAGCUGAGGAAAAGCAAAAUGAGUGCACAGCACCAGCAAAGCCAGGAAUAGGCUCAGAAAUCACUAUGUUAAAAGCAUGGGAUGCCAGUGUAUUGAUUGCAGAGUCUGAAUCUGUAAACACAGGAACAGGUAUAAGUGAUCAAGGGAAAACAACAGGCCCAGAGCCACCUGACACAGAAGCAGUAAAUGUUACUGAUGGUGACCAGACCCAGACAGAGACUAAACCCACAGACGCAACAGCUCAUCUGAUGGUCUCCUCACAGCAUGCAGAAUGUGUGCCACAUGAAGAUUCAACAAUGGAAAUACAGAGAAAUCUAAAUGAUGCCAUCAUUCACCAAAACAGCAGUCAGUCUCAAGAACACACAUUCAAGCACACAGCAACUGUCAGUGAUCUGUCACACUCUGAAGGAGGAGGUGAAGAUCAAGACAUCAAGGUUCAGCUUCUCACCUCAUUGAUUGAAACUUCAGAGACACUUGGAUCAUGUCAGGACAUCAGUGCUUUAGAGGAAUCAUCUCCUGAAGAUUUUGUUGAUGUUCCUGCAGUCAAGCAUGUAAUACAGGAUGCUGACACAGGAAGUUGUUUACUGGAGCCUUCUGACUUCUCUGAAAUGCCUGGCGUAGACAGCAGACCAGUUACUGAAGAGACAACUUCUUUGUCUGCACCAACAUUCCAGCACUUGAAAGAAUUUACAAAUGAUAGUUGUCUGAAGCCUGACAGUGCAAAUAUAGCUGAGGAAAAGCAAAAUGAGUGUACAGAAACCAGGUUGACUAAAGCAGUACCAACAAAGCCAGGAAUAGGCUCAGAAAUUACCAUGUUAAAAGCCAGUGAUGCUGCUAUAAACACAGAAACAGGUACAAGUGAUCACGUGAAAACGAUGGGCCGAAAGCCACUUGACACAGAGGUAGUUCGUGUUACUGAUGGUGACCAGACGCAGACAGCGUCCUCCCAGCGUACAGCAUGUGUGCCACAUGAAGAAACAACACUGGAAAUACAGAGAGAUCUGAAUGAGGCUGUCAGUCACCAGAGCAGGAACCAAUCUCAAGAGUUUCAGCACACAGCAAGAGGUGACAGAAGAGGUGAAGAGCAAGACAUCAAGGUUCAACUUCUCACCUCGUUGAAGGAAACAGCACAGACACUUGGAUCAUGUCAGGAUAUCUGUGAUUCAGAGGAAUCACCUCCUGAAGAAGUUGAUUUUCCUGCAGUCAAGCAUGUAAUACAGGUCCCUGACACUGGCAUAGACAGCAGACCAGUUACUGAAAAGACAAGUUCCCUACCUGCACCAACAUCUCAGCAACAAUCCCAAGAAUUGACAAAGCCUGACAGUGCAAAUAUAGCUGAGGUAAAGCAAAAUGAGUGGCCAGAAACCAAGUUGACUGAAGCAGUCCCAGCAAAGCCAGGAACAGGCUCAAAUAUCACCAUGUUAAAAGCAAAUAAUGGCAGUAAUUUGAUUAAAGAGUCUGAGUUGGUAGAGCAGAAUGAAGUAUCGGUAAACACAGAAACGGAUACAGGCGAUCAAGUGAAAACAACAGGCCCAAAACCACCCGACACAGAGGCAGUAAAUGUAGUAAAUGUUACUGAUGGUGACCAGACGCAGACAGAGACUAAAUGUAAACUAGAUGCAACCGCUCCUCUUAUGCUCUCCUCCCAGCAUGCAGCAUAUGUGCCACAGGAAGAUACAACACUGGAAAUACAGAGAGAUCUGAAUGAGGUCGUCGUUGACCAGAGCAGCAGUCAGUCUCAAGAACACACAUUCAAGCACACAGCAACUGUCAGUGAUCUGUCACAGUCUGAAGGAGGAGGUGAAGAAGAUCAAGACAUCAAGGUUCAGCUUCUCACCUCGUUGAAGGAAACAUCGGAAACACUUGGAUCAUGUCAGGAUAUCAGUGCUUUAGAGUCAAGAUAUCUGUUAGAGAUUCCGGUGUCUGCAUUGAAUGCCAGUGAAUCACAGAUGGCAGACUCAACCCAACUCCUUAACGACCUCCUUUCAAGCAUCAAGAGUGUGCAAGGCAACACAUGGACUUUGGCACUUGAGCGACGGAGAUCAGAGGAACAGAGUAAUGUUGAGGUCCAGAGAUGUUCUGAAGCUCUUCUGAAGGGUCUGCGGGGUCACCUAGAGCUGGGCUCUGAGCGGCUGCUGCGCAGUCAGGAUGCACAGCCACAAAACUGCAGUCAGCUGCAGAGUUUGCUCACAGGACACAAGAAAUACUUCCAAGAUUUGGGGCAGAACCUUGUAGUGGUGAAGCUAUUAUACCAGAAACUGCCAGAGGGGGCACUGCAGGGCCAAGCUGAGGUGGACCAGUUAAUAUCAGCUCUGCAGGAUCAAGCACAAACUCACGGCGUCCGAAUGCAGCACAGCUUAGAGGAGUGGUCUCAGUAUGAGGAGGUCAGUGAGAGACUGGGUAAACAGUUGGAUGAGAUUGAGACAAACAUAUCCAGUCUGGACUCAGGGCCAGAGGGAGACCUGCAGGGUCAACUGCAGUCCUGUGAGAGAUUGCACGAGGUACUGAAAGACACAAGACCUCAGGUGUGGGAGAUCCAAGACCGACUCAGGAUCCUAUUAAAAAAGGGCUGUUACCGUGAACGGCCAGGUCAGCCGGUAUUAAAAUCACAACUGUUGUUACGCUGGAUGGAGCUUCAUAAUCAACUACAACAGAAGAUACAAUCCACACAGAAGACCAUAAAGAAUUAUGACAGGUUUCAGCAUGACUCAGCAGAAUUAGAAGAAUGGAUACGUCGUGCUCAAGAACAGGUUCGGAAGUGGAACAGUUCCUCUGAUUCUGGUCUCGUGGACUUCGAAACCGUCUUUACCCAGCUCAUGGAGUUCUUCAAGGAGCUGGAGGUCCAUUCAGCACAGAAAGCUUCUGCAGAAAGUGCAGGUGCACAGAUACUCCAGUUGACUAACAGCGAAGCUCCAGGUCUGCGCAGACAACUGGCUCAACUUGAGCAGGAAUGGACGAACUUGACUAAUGAGCUGCCUACCCUCCACCAGGCACAGCAACAACUGCUGACAAACCAGACUGACAGUCAGAUCUUGGCCAACUUGACCUCCUGGCUCAAACAUGUAGAGAAGCGACUGGAGGAUGAAAGCUCAGGGGUACAUUGUGCCCUCGGUUCCUCUGAGCUGUCUAGACAUCUGCAGGCUUUGAAGGACCUUAAGGCUGAAAUAACCAGUAAUCAGCUGUACGUUGACUUUCUGAACCGUCAGUUUGUGGAGGAGGCGGGAUCACUAAAUGAACCCACCAAUCGCAGUGAGCACAUUCUGUUUGCUGAGCAACUGGGAGCUCUCAAUCUAAGUUGGCUUAUUCUGCAGGGCAAAAUUGAAAGCAAGAUGCAUGAUGUUGAAGACCAAUGGCAGGCCAGCGCAGAUAGAGAAAAGCGUUUGUGCUGUAUGCACAGCUGGAUUUCUCAACGUAUGCACUGGGUGAGAAACAGCCAGAGACCAGAGAGCUGCUCGCAGAUUGAGCAAACAUUACAGGAGUGUGAGGAGACAGAGGAAAGGCUGCAGGUGAAGUCCUCUGAGCUGAAGGCUUUGGGAGGUCUUCACCUGUUCGGGCAGCAGGAUGGUGAACAUCCCGGAGAUCAAGCAUUCUCCAAGCAGGUGAAUUCAGCCAUCCAGGAUGCACAAGCGUUGAGUCAACAGAUAAAUGUCCUCAAGUCAGAUUUACAGCCGGUCAAAGAUGAAUGGGCUCACUUUGAAUCUAAAAUGAGUGCAGCAGAACUGCAAACAACCGGGGUGGUCUACAAGCUGAAGCUCUACAGAGUUCCUGUGUUGUCAUCUGAGCAGUGCCGAACUCAGGUGGAACAUCUGCAAGAGCUUGAAAGGGAGCUGAACCGACCAGAGACCGGGACCCAUUUAACUGAGGUGUUCUCUGACUUGAAAGACAAACUGAGCCCUUACGCAUCUAAACUUUUGUCUGAUCGUCUUGAGAAAGAGACAGCUCGACAUCAAGCAGUGACUGAAGAUGUGCAUGCAGAUUUACUAAAGGCACAGAAUGCGUUGCGGCUUUGGCUGGAAUACGAGCGCCUCACAGGAGAGUGCUGUGUUCAUCUAAAUCAGCACUGGGAGAGGCUUGGAGAGCUUAUGAAUUCUUCAUACAAAUUAGAAAACGCUGUAGAACUGCUCAACAGCAGGAUGCAAAGCAUCAAUGAUCUGGAGAAAGAUAUGCCUGCCUUGCAAAGCAGUGUGGGAAAAGUCCUGGAGGCCUCAAAGCUUCUCACUGGACAGAUGACACCUCAGUCAGCCCCGCUAAUCGAAUCAGAAACUAGGUUGCUGUCACGUGACCAUUUGCAUCUCAGCAAGGCGCUUUCUGACAUCGGGGCACAAGUUCAGGAGGAGCUGGAGGAGCACCGCCGUUUCAGCACGGAGUUGAAAUCAAUGGAGCAACAACUUAAAAAUUUCGAGAGAAUUGUGAGCUCUUCUGCUACAAGCAUGGAAAGUCUAAAGAUGGUUCUGUUAGAUCUGAAUGGGCUGAACCCUAACCUUGCUGCUCUGAAUCAAACAAGUUUCGGACUCUCCUUAAGCUCUACAGAGAAAGAGAGGCUGCAGACCCUCAACACACAGUGGGCUCAAGUCUUCUCUCAGGGCUCGGAGCAACACAGGAUGAUGUAUGGAGAGCUGCUGUGUUCUCAGAGCUUCCAACAGAAGUGCCAGUGCUGGAUGGAGCUCCUGGACAAAAUCGAGGCUGGAUUAUCCAAUCAGACGUCUGGAGACUGUGCUGCUGUAAGAAAGCAGCUAGCUGCACAUCAGAGGCUGAAAGUGGAGACCCUCAUCAGUCAGCAGCUACAGGAUGCCAUGAUCAAUGAGGCUUCACACUUCCUGGAGAGCAGUCAGAAUGAGGACAGGAGUCAUCUGAUCAUGAGACUCACCCAGCUAAAAGCACGAUGGCAGGAGACACAGCAGCGGGUCCAACAGCAUGGAAAUUGUCUGGAAGGGCUAAUGGGACACUGGCAACUUUAUGAGGUUGGCUCAAGGAGGCUUUCAAAGUUACUCAGACACAUCAAAGAACUUCUGCCACCAGCAGGACUGGCACCGUGCAGCUUACAGCAACUCCAGUGCUCUGUAAAAGACUUUGAAUUGAUAGAGGAGCAACUACAGUGUCAUGAAGAGCUUUACAGGGAGACUGUGGAGGCAGGAACACAGAUCCUUAUGAUAACAGAUGCGCGGACGCAGACACGCCUGCGGACUGAACUGGAUAUUCUCAAAGAGAUGUGGGAGCAAAGCUGUGGCCUUGUGGGGAAAAGAAAGGCUCUUGCAAACACCAUAACUCAUAACUGGAAGCUCUGUGAAACUGGCCUGGCUGAUAGUGCUCUCAGACUGGAAGAGAUAAAAGCAAGACUGAAGAGUCCACUGCCAGAGAAGCUGGAAGAUCUAAAGACACACAUGCAGCUCAUCAAGGAGGACGAGGACAAGCUGCAGAUUUGGGCUGGAGGACUGAAAGAGCUGAGCACCAUGAAGGCAGAUGUGUCCCAGUACGUGCUGCCCACAGACACAAUGCUGCUCCAGGGACAGGUGGAAGAACUUCACAGCCAGUGGGAAGAACUGUGCUUGAAGGUGUCACUUCGCAAACAGGAAAUAGCUGAUCGCCUGAACGCCUGGAUCAUCUUCAAUGAUAAAAACAAGGAGCUCUGUGAUUGGCUGACGCAGAUGGAGAAAAAAGUGGCACAUAGAGGCGAGAACCUUAGUAUUGAGGAAAUGGUGAAGAAACUUAAAAAGGACUGCAUGGAGGAGAUUAACCUCUUCAGCGAGAACAAGAGCCACCUCAAGCAGCUGGGCGAGCAGCUCCUAUUGGCCAGCGACAAGGCGAAGGAGGCAGAGAUCCACGGGGCCCUGCAAGAUGUCAACGACCGCUGGCAGCACCUGUUCGACCACAUUGAAGCCAGGGUGAAAAAGCUGACAGAAACGCUGGUGACAGUGCAGCAGUUGGAUAAGAACAUGAUUAACCUUCGCUCUUGGCUCACUCGCAUUGAAGCUGAGCUGGCCAAACCCAUUCACUACAGUAUCUGCCAUAGAGAUGAGAUCCAGAAGAGAUUGGUUGAGCAACAGGACCUGCAGCGUGACAUCGAGCAGCACACUGAGAGGGUGGCAUCUGUGCUCACCCUGUGUGACGUGCUUCUGCACGACAAGGAUGCCUGCAGCAGCGAUGGAGAGAAUGACUCCAUCCAGCAGACCACGCAGCGCUUGGACCAGCGCUGGAGAAAUAUCUGCUCCUUGUCUCUGGAGAGGAGGCUGAGGAUUGAGGAGACAUGGAGACUGUGGUGCAAGUUUCAGGAGGAUUACUCUUCCUUUGAGGACUGGCUGAAUGUAGCUGAGCGCUCCACUGCUGAACCCAAUUCAUCAGACGUCCUGUAUGUUGAUGCCAAAGAGGAACUCCAGAAAUAUGAGGUUUUCCAAAAGCAGGUACAUGAGAGUCUGACCCACCUGGAGGUUAUUAAUAACCAGUACAGACGACUGGCACGGGAAAACCGCGCCGAUGCAGCCAGCAGACUCAGAGCCAUGGUGCAUCAGGGGAACCAGCGGUGGGACGCGCUCCAGAGAAGAGUGGCUGCAAUACUGCGCAGACUCAGACAUUUCACAAGCCAGAGAGAAGAGUUUGAGGGAACCCGUAAGGGCCUCCUCGUCUGGCUGACUGAGAUAGACCUCCAGCUGACCAAUGUGGAGAACUUCACAGAGAGCCAUCUCCAAGACAAGAUAAAACAGCUGAAGAGUUUUAAGAAGGAGAUCACUCUGAACACCAAUAAGAUUGAUGCUCUGAUCGUGUUUGGGGAGGGUCUGAUCCAGAGGAGCUGUCCUCAAGAUGCUGUUGAGAUAGAAGAUGAGUUAGAGGAACUGCACACGUACUGUCAAGAGGUCUUCGGCAGAGUGGCCGGAUUCCACCAGCGCCUCACCAGUCUCCGCCCGCAGCUGCAGGAGCAGCUGGACGUCUUUGAUGGUGAACAGUCCAGAGGUACACAGGGCACCCCCUCCUCCAGCCAGCCCUCCAUGUGCCUGUUAUCACCACCUCAGGAGCGCUCAGGCCGUGAAACCCCUGUCAGCGUGGAUUCCAUCCCUCUGGAGUGGGACCACACUGGGGACGUUGGCGGCUCUUCUUCACACGAUGAGGAAGAGGAUGCUGCCUUCUUCUCUGCCCUGUCAGAUUUAGAGGUCACAGAAAUCCCAGAAUUCUCAUCUGAGGUGACAGAGAAGUCUUUUGGAGAGCCUUUAGGACAGAACUGGCACUUUCAAAACACACCUGAAAGGAAAGCCUUCCAGCUGGAUUCCUCCUCACCUACACACACCAGCACUCCUUUUAAACAAGGCUAUGUGCAGCUGAUGUCUGAGUGCAGUGGCAGCAUUAAGAGUGUGAAAAGGGUUUCUAUGAUCCUGGAUGAUGAGGAACAGCAGGAGGAACAGGGCCUCACUGGCCUGAACACUGCAGACAAACAGUCAGGAGUGAUUGAGCGCUGGGAGCUGCUGCAGGCUCAAGCAGUGAGUAAAGAGCAGUGCAGCUCCAGAGACCCCCAGCAGCUGACCUCUGACCUGCACGACAUCACUUCCUGGCUGGAUCGUGUCAUCCCUGAGCUGGACAGACUGCAGAAGCCUGAGACAGCUGUCAGUGUUGUGAUCUUAGAAGAGAGGGUCAAACAACUUAAAGAAAUGCAGAAGACAUUUGCUCGCUAUAAGACCAUGAUGCUGUCUCUGAACCUGGGUGGGCGAGAGCUGCAGCAGGGGGCUACAGGAGGAGCACCUGAGCUUCAAGAGGGCAUGCGCAGCAUGAAUUGCCGCUGGACAGAAGCUUGUGAGGGACUAGAGGGAUGGGAGGACAGUCUACGCACUACCCUAGGACGCUGUCAGGAGUUCCACGAGAUGGUCCACUCUCAACUGCUAUGGCUGGCCCAUGCAGAGAGCAGACGCUACACAGUGAACAUGAACGACCCUUCUGUGCAGUCCACCAUGCUUCAGGAACACAAAAACACCCUAAAGGAUCUGGCAGAGGAGCUGCAGGGCAGGCAGAAGCAAGUGAGCUCCCUGCAGGAGAUCGUCUCCGAGUUGCUCCCUGAGGCUGGUGGGGAAGACAGUACUGAAGCCAGGGAAAAACUCCAUGUCAUUGGAAGCAAACUACGACUACUGUCACGACAAGUCGACCAGGAUCUCCAGACGAUUGAGGAGAGAUUGGAGUCCAACGCUGAAGCUUCAGGAGACAUGAAAUCUGCACAACACUCUCGGACAAAGCGUGAGCCGUCACCUCAGCGUUCCUUCUUCUAUCGGGUUCUGCGAGCGGCUUUCCCUCUGCAUCUCUUGUUCCUCCUGCUGUUAGUUCUGGCCUGCUUGGUCCCGCUUUCUGAAGACGACUACAGUUGCACCUUUUCCAACAAUUUCGCCCGCUCUUUCCACCCCAUGUUACGCUACACCAACGGUCCUCCUCCCACAUGAGUUCUCACAGUCAAUCAACAGAGCCACUUUCAUGACCCUUGACUGGAACAUGCGAAGCACCUCACUUUUGUCCAAGCAAUAUUUUAAUGGUUGUAUUUAUAUAAUUGAUUUUAUACUAUUUAUUCCCCUUUGAGAGCCAUACUGAGUUGGAUGUGAUCUAAUUUUUGUCCCUUUUUUUGUCACAAUGCUGUAAAGAAAAAUGUCAAUCAUUGUAUGAGCUUGAAUGUAAAUCACUGACCACUUUUUGAAAUAUUUUUAGAUUUAUGCACUCAUUAAAGUUUGAAUCUGAAAAAGAUUAACUUCAGCCACAGUUUGUGGUGAUAUAAUGGAUGGCUGCUAUUUAGAGAUUGUGGUCUUGUUUUUAAAUUUUAUAUGGUAUGAAUUAAAACUUCAUAUUUCCAAAGCCCAAAACAAAAACACAUUUAGAAAUGCACAUGAAAACAUUUUAAUACACCUCUGUGUAAAUAAGACACAGUUACAUAUGCACUGAAAG